UAACGUUCAGUCUGCCUCUAGAAGUCGAUCGUGAUCGUGUGGCCCAGUCAGUUCCGCUCAAGCUCGAACCAACAAUCUUCAAUCUUGUGGCUCUCUGUCUGCCUUGCCUGUCCAUCUACUAUCUGUCGUCCAUCGUCCAUCGUCCGUCCUCCGUCCCCACGUCGUUCGCUGUAUUUUUUUUCUAGUUUAAGACGUGCGCGUUUUGAAUUCUUUUUGUUGGUUCCAAAUCUUCGCUUGGACAAGUUCAAUUUUUGUACAACAAUCAAAAACACACACCAAUACCAACACACACACACACACACACACACACACACACAAAUCGCGACAAAAUGAAGUACUUCAACAUCUGCCUGCUCUUCAUCAUCUGCGCCCUGUGCUAUGGACUAGUGGCUGCCCAGGAGGAGGGCGGCUCCGUGUCGCCAGCCAAGAGAAUUGCCGCCCUGCGCCGUCCCGUUGGCAAGGCGGCCAAGCCGACCACCACGACGACAGCGGCUCCGGCCCAGAACGAUGGCGGCGAGGGCGAGGAAUACGACGAGGAGGCGGGUCUGGGCGACCAUGGGGAGGAGGGUGAUGAGGCGGGGGCGUCCGCCAGCUCCACCACAACCACCAGCACAGAGGCGCCCAAGAAGGUGGGACCCGUAAUCCGGCCCUUCCGCUCCAACGACGACUUUCUCAACUCCCUGAAGCGCCGCCAGCAGAACGCCAAGAAGCAUCGCGCCGAGAAGGUGCCCGCCAGCAAGCCGGCCAAGAAGAGCGACGAGUCCGCCUCGGGCGAGCAGGAGGAUCAGGCACCGGCUGCCGCACCAGCACCGGCCUCGGCACCAUCCAAGGGCUUCAAGGGCAACUCGGCAUUGAGCCGGCGCAAGCUUGCCAAGCCGGUCAAGGCGACGCCCGAACAGGCAGAGGACGAUGCCGCCGCCGAGGAAUCGGAACAGCAGCAGAAGGAGGAGGCAAAACCGAAGCGUCCCAUCGGUCGUUUGGCCUUGAGGAAGCGCAACUGAAGCAGCGCACCGCCCAAUCAGUGGACAUCCUGAGAUCACUCCGGUCCUUCUCUCCCUUCUCUUUCUCUCUUUCCUUUUUCCAUUCUCCGUUUUCACACAUCACCCACACCACUCAUGCCACACACACACACAUGCAUACACACAUACAUACUAAAUGGCUAGCUAUAUGGCAGCCCGGAUCUGCCCUUUAGUUCUUAGUUCACAAUUCUUUUUUUGUGUAUGUCUAAAAUAUUUUGUAAUUGUAAUUUUAUUUUGUAAACACAACACA
Drosophila subobscura is the source of this 1269-nucleotide messenger RNA. RefSeq names its product brain acid soluble protein 1 homolog. The transcript has 3 exons. Lineage: Eukaryota; Metazoa; Arthropoda; Insecta; Diptera; Drosophilidae. The record is from RefSeq and is a predicted model, not a curated record. The coding region runs from base 330 to 1001 and encodes 223 amino acids.